GUUGCUACUAAUUUUAGGUUCUACUAGAUGAACAUGCAAUGCAUCGAGAACUCUGCUUUGCAGGAAGGUACAUAACUUGUGCCGUAAUUUUGGCUUCGUCGUGUGCGGGGGGCCCCGAGGUGGCAGGUGACUGCCGUUUACUGCUGUUGAUUUACUGUCAUCCACCAGUGGGAUCCAUGCUGGCGGUCGUCGUCGUUCUAGGGAAUAAACUGCAAGAGGGUUUCGGAUCAACUCAUCAUCGGUGCUUGGGCAUGUUCAAUUUAACGCCAGUGAUCCCAUCAGGCCUCAGGUCGCAUCAGUCACAGCCUUGAUAAGCCCUGACAGCCUUAUUUGACAGACAAGCCUGGACAAAGACCCGUUAUAUUUGUAGGUGCCUUGAUGUCCCUUGAGCCGUGUUUUAGUGAUAUGGUACAAUUAGUUUUUUCGUCUGCCUGGUUUACAGCUUGAAUUUCUCCCCACUAAUGAGUUUUUAUACUGGUGUCGUGCCUGCAGACGGCCUCUCUGCAGAGGCUGGCAUAAAUUGGUUACCCCACCAACAGACUCGGACUCAUCUACAGUCUCCCACUGCUGUCAGGGCUACCUCUAAUCCCAGUAGUUAUGCAGCACCGGUCACUCCUGCACAAGCAUAUGCGCGCUCUGUAGUAUCUGGACAACAUGUUCUGCAAUACACCAUCGAGCGCCAGCAGCCAGAGAAAUCAGCUGGUCAACAACUGGGGUCAAGUUUACAGUCUCCAAUUGGUGUUUCCGCGUCUACACGCGGUCAAUCAUACGCCCAGCGCCUAUAUGCCAGCUCGUUAAGCAAGCAGCCCCAAGCCCAGACACAUCAGCAGUCCACCAGCAGGCAGCCUUCCUCUUCUGGACGUGGAGAAUUUCCAGGCAACCGUGUUCCGGCUGGCCCACGGGCUCCUUAUGGUCCCAGAGCAUCUCUCAUGUUGAAUCUGGGACACACAGACGCUCCUCAAACCGUUUCUGCCCCUGAUUUCUACCACAGUAGCGUUGCAAAACUUGAUCUUCAGCUACCGCGGCCGGUACCUGAACGAGGCACCAAUUCUCCAAGAGCUCCGCGUCCUCAGUCAGCAACAGGUUCCGCCUCACGCAUCUCUGUGGCCUGUUCCUCAGUUCCCAUUCAGGCACCCCACGGCCUGCAAGCACCCAGUAGGAGUAGUCCAGUUCCAGUGGAACUCUCCGAUGGACCAUCGCCUGCUGGUCACCCCCGACAGUCAAGUCAGGUGGGGUUGCGCAGUAGUUGCCCCGAUACAACACAUGUGAUACCAGGCAGCUCGACAUCAUCAGACAUUCCUCUACGGCCUGAGAGUGUGAGCAAUGCCAUAGCUUCAUCUAUUUCACCAGAAAUACUUCCAAGGGAGUUUAGCCCAUACUUGGAGGAUUAUCCAAUAGGUUCGGUUAAUGUGGCUGCGAUCACUUCUGAACCCGAGUCCGUGAUUCAACCUAGUGAUCCCUCGCCUGCACCUACACAGAGUCUUGAUGUCGGCAGUUCCGAAGAGGUGCCGUUGUAUUCACUCGUCGACGAGGAACCACCUCCCCCAGACUUCGACGAGUCGCAAUCCAUGUGCAGCGUGACUAGGGCGAGCACGUAUCACGCUGAAUCACCCAUAGUACUAGCACCUCCUGAUAUACCGUCCACACUGCGCGAGUCCAAUGUUGUAUCCGGGGCUGUACCUUCAACAGGUGCAGACACUCCCUCAUUCGUUGGGACUCCUCACGCACUUUCUCCAGAACCUCUUUCGCGAUCUCCGCGAACCUCGCUGGCUAUGCCAGAAGUAGCGUCAUACCCUACAAAGAAGGAGCCUGAAGGUGUUGAGGAGAAAUCGUAUGGUUACUCUGCAGAGGACUCGAUGCCUAAGUUAUCUAAGAAGUCAUCAUUGUACCCAUCCAUGGAAGCUUCAUCGUCAUCUCGAACCCUAUCCGAACAGGUGCCUUCAUACAGGCAACCGAGGUAUAACGUCGUUCCUCAGGACACACUGCAUUCUCCUAGUUCCCUAGAGGCCUCCCCACGUAAUGACACCUCUGCGAACACUUUGUCUACAGCACCACUAUCCGCUUUUCCACUGAGGAGUCCUAUGCUUUCUAUACCAGCGCUUAUCACAGCUUCCGCACCUCCGCCCACCAUGUCUGCACCUCCUCCAUUAAGCCCAAAGACAUCCGCUGUCAGCCCGAUUAAAGUUCAACCAGCGACUUCCUCACCUCUUCGGCUCGGUAGCAGCUACCAACCAUCUAGCCCAUCUCUUCCUCCCAGAGUCAUGGCAAAGCCCACAUCCCCUCCCUCGCCAGCAGGUACCCCCCCUUUCAUUGCCGCCUCUGCCGGAACGACCUCACAAAUGUAUUAUUCAGUUUCUCCUUCACCUCUUCCUUCACCUCCACUCUCCCAGCGUUCUCGGGGCCCAUCAGUACUAUCUGCAUCAUCCACGGAUAGUCGUCCUGCAAAGUUCAGACCCCAGCUAUCUUCCAAUGUAUCUCCUACACUGCAAGGUCAAGCUCCCUACCAAUCACCGCGUGAAAGCUUCCAAUUUCCGGCAGAGUUCAGACCCCAGUUGUCUCCAGCUGUAUCUCCUAUACUGCAAGGAUACGCACAGGUUCCUUAUCAGUCACCGCAAAGCUUCCAAUCACAGGCUCCGCCGCCUCCCCCAUCACAGGAUGCAGGAGGACUAACUACACCUACUCAACCAGUUCAAUCUAACAGGGGACUUGGAACAAAUAUCGCAACAGGUCUAGCAGUGGGUGGUGUUCUUGGUGUACUGGGCGGGGCUGUGCUCGCUGAGACACUCGGCGGUGGCGAUAUUGUUAACGAUAUCACCGGAAGUAUGGAUGGGAUGACAUUUGGAAACCCUGCAAACGGUCUGUUCAACCCCAAUAUGGGCACUGGCGAUAUUCUAGGGAGCGGGGUCGACCCGACGGCGAUCUUUCAAGGAAACCAGACAUUCGAUGGGGACUCCUUGGGCCAAACAUACAACAUGUCAGAUCAGAAUACGGGGAACGGAGGAGACUUCAGCCAAUUUCAAGGACAGACAUUUGGUGCAUCUCAGUUACAACAGCAACCAAAUGAUCAGAGCAAUCAGAGCAGCGGCACGCACUAUCUGCAUGAUGCAGGACAGCUCCUGCAAGCCGCUUACAAGCUGUAUAACACCUCACACACAUCAGCUCAGGGAUCUCAAGGUUCUCAGAUAACAGUUCCAUUGCAACAAACCUCGGCCUCCACAAUGUCCAGCAUCUCAAGUACCAGUCCUAAUUCACCGAUAGGAUACACACAGACAAGUGCGUCUAGUCUUUUUCAUGGAACAUCUUCUGACCGCUUUACCCCAUCAGGUUACCCCAGCCCGACCCAGCAAACCGGACAAUCUAUGCACCCCAUGGCAUCUCAAAUCGCUCAAUCGCCCAAUGCCACACCGUUCUCACAAGAUCACCCGUCUGUCAAUCCUGCUUCUCAGCAGGGCACACAUACACUUUCUCACUAUCACGCGUCCUCACAAAGCUUUCAUACAUCUCACACCCAGAUCCCGUAUACGAAUCAUGUUGCUUACCCCUCCUUUGGGACCGCCACUCACACCAUGCACUCGCAGGGUCAGCCAAUACCAGCACAGCAUGUUGUGAACCACGGUCAUGGCACCGCCACUCACCAUGCUUAUUCGCCUCAAUUCCAGGUGGUAUCCUCCGUCCAUCCCGCACAGCAUCAAGGAAAUUCUCAACAGCAGCCUCCUCCUCCUAGUGACAAUCUAAACAAAACUAUGCUUGCGAAACAAUUUGUCAGGGGCGCGUUGAUGGCUGGUGGUGUUCUCGCGAAGUAUAACCGUCUGAGUGGAGGCAAUGGAUUUGUAGGGAAUUGGAAUGGGAAUAACGGAGGAUUUUCAUAGUUGCUCGAUGCUAGCCCUAUGCUAUUCAUCAUGCGGAUUUUUUGUUGAUUAUAUGGUACCAAUGAUGCCACUACUAGUACUAGUCUGAAUAAUUUAUUAUGUACUAGUACAUAGUGCUUUUCAAUAUGAUUUUAUCAUACAA
Molecule: messenger RNA, 4011 nt
Organism: Suillus bovinus
Lineage: Eukaryota; Fungi; Basidiomycota; Agaricomycetes; Boletales; Suillaceae
Exons: 2
Coding region: 462-3869 (1135 amino acids)
Source: RefSeq, a predicted model, not a curated record